Molecule: messenger RNA, 2182 nt
Organism: Pogonomyrmex barbatus (red harvester ant)
Lineage: Eukaryota; Metazoa; Arthropoda; Insecta; Hymenoptera; Formicidae
Product: zinc finger protein sens
Source: RefSeq, a predicted model, not a curated record
AUAGCCUAUAUCGAUAUAUACUUUUCCUAUAAAUACGUGUACGCAUGUAUACGUGUAUAUAAAUAUUAUAUACCGCAUUGUACUAUAUAAACUUUCGAGUGUAUAUCAAAAGCAACCGUUUCUUUUUUCGACAUCUUGGCAUCUUUGGUGAUUCAACGCGGGAUCGUUCUACAUUCGUCGCAUCUUGUUUGGGUAUCUUGUUUGAAGGGUUGGAAACUGGUGUCUUCUUACUUGAGAGGCGGGAAAGCUGGAGCACGGAGGAGGGCCUACGCGUAAUAAUGAGAAAAAAGAAUUCGAACGAAGUUUGUCGCUUGAUGAAUAUCACAUAUUUCUUCCGUCGUGGAUUAUUUGUGAAUAUAUCUCCGUGAAUAAUGAAAAAUUUAUUGUUCAUCUGUAUCGAAAUAUUUUGGGGCCUCCUCUUUAUCCAUCAUUCUCGUCUCACGCAGUUUAUCUCACGCCUCUUCACAGACACGUAUCCUUGGCGGAAUUUGAUCUUGGGCGCACUUAUCUUCGGGGCUAUUGGCUGGAUAUAUUGUGUGUUGGGUUGGUUACGGGUUUAAUCUCACUGAUCUCUCUGCCAAUCGCAAACAAACGCAUCUCGUGAAGAAACAUCUCUCUGCCCUCUCCUUUUCCUCCUUUAUCCAGGCGUUUUUGUCAUCGUCGUCGUCGUCGAGUGAAAUCAUUACGUGAAGUCAUUUCUUCGAGUAAGAUCAUGCCCGACUCGUGGCAAAGUUAUUGUACUAAUUGUAAGAAAGACAUGAUUCAAAUUUAAUAGAUAAGAUAUGCGCCUCUGUAUAAAUAUAUAUCGAGUCUGUUUAUAAAAAAAAAAAAAGGUCUAACGAUCUUAAGUAAUAAAGUAAUGGAAUAACUUUGCUACGUCGUCACCAAUGUGAUCUCGACGAGGCGAAACGACGAUAAAUAACGACGAGCUCGGCACUAACGCGGAAUCGGCGGAAGUUCACGGAAAACGUUUACUCGUCCCUUCAUGCGCGCACCGAAGCCACAUUUCCCCCGAUGCCGCGUGGCCCUGCGAGGUGUCCCGUGUAAAAAACUGUGCGAGAACCAAGUGCGGGCGAGCGCGAGCCAGCAAAAGCUAAUCCGUAUUUUUCCUAAAGAUUUAAUCUCCUUACCACCUUCGCGCCUCCGUCGGCGCUGGGUCCCUGUUACAGGCAUGGGUGCGCUACUAUCCCUGCUUCGUUCCGACGUUAAGCAGCAGCAGCAGCAGCAGCAGCAGCAGCAGCAGCAGCCGACGAAGAAGGGUUACCGUGCGUCCGCACCAACGAUGAUGACGCGGGCCAACAUCGCCAUGGCGAACAGACGUGCCAGCAACAGCAACAUCGCCGGCGGUGACAACAGCUACGACGACAGCAGCGGCGGCGACAACGGCGGCGGCCGCGCCGCCUCCGCCCGCGAGGUCGUCUUUCCGGAUUCGUUCGAGGUGCUGCCGCAGCCGCACGACCUCAGCGUCGUCUUCAUGGCGGGUGUGCCGCACGAGCAGCAGCGCAAAUUCCGCUGCCGUUUCUGCGGCAAGGGCUACCGCUGGAAGAGCACGAUGCGCCGCCACGAGAUGGUGGAGUGCGGCGGCAAACCCCCGGCCUUCCAGUGUCCGCAGUGUCCGUACAAGGCGCGGCAGCGCGGAAAUCUGACCGUGCACUUUAAGCGCCAUCAUCAAAAGUUGGGCUACGACGAAUCGUCCGCGCCCUAAGAACGCGGGAGACGACUGACAUUUCCUAGAGCAUUGAACAAAUGCGCGAAGUCCAAGUGUUUCUCGAGGGGGAUCUUGAGAGCCCCUCGAGUUCGCAGCUUUUGACCCUCUUUGACCCUCUGGAAAAACCGAUUUUAAUUCUACAAUAAAUGGUCUCGUGACUUAAGCAUUGUGAAAUAUGCAUUCGUAUGAAAUAUUUGAUUAAUGGUUUUCAGUUGAGACUUAAUUUGACAAUCCAAUUUCUAAAUAUAAAUUUCGAAAUUAAUUAUCCUGAACUUUUUGGCAUAUAAAUAGGAUUUUUAAAGAGAAUAACAUGACAUCCGUAAAUUUCAAACAAUGACAGCUAUAAAGUUCGAGAAAUGCGAUUUAAUCGAUAUCAUGCUUUUUUUAGAAAGGAAAUAAAUUAACUAUUCUGCAUAAUGAAACAUGUCACGUUUGACGUAUUUUGAUACAAUCACUUUUUUUUUAUGAAAUAGU